Messenger RNA from Oxyura jamaicensis (ruddy duck), 6040 nucleotides. It is a transcript of the gene FLT1, whose product is annotated as fms related receptor tyrosine kinase 1. Lineage: Eukaryota; Metazoa; Chordata; Aves; Anseriformes; Anatidae. Bases 257 to 4240 code for a protein of 1327 amino acids. Gene Ontology annotation, biological process: multicellular organism development; cell migration; vascular endothelial growth factor receptor signaling pathway. Gene Ontology annotation, molecular function: vascular endothelial growth factor receptor activity; ATP binding. The record is from RefSeq and is a predicted model, not a curated record. The transcript has 30 exons. Gene Ontology annotation, cellular component: signaling receptor complex; plasma membrane.
GGGGCCGGGGCUGGCCGAGGAUUGAUGUCCGCGGGAGGUGAAGCUGGCAGCAGGGCGGACACUCCCUUUCCGCGGGCCGGGGCGGGCGGGGAGGGCUGUGGGGCCGCUGGAUGCUGAUCCCUCGCCUCGCCGUUAUCUCCGCCACCGCGGGAGGAGCCCGGCACCGAGGAGAUCCCGUCGGAGCCCAGCCGGCUCCUCCGCCGCCGCCUCGCCGCCGCGGGCAGGGGAAGAGCCCUGCGUGGCCGCGGGCAGGACCAUGCCCCGCCAGCCGCUCUCAGGGACCGUGCUGCUGGCAGCCGCCCUCCUGCUCGCAGGAUCUAGUUCGGGAUCAAAAUUAAAAGUUCCUGAGCUGAGCAUAAAUGGCACACAGCAUGUUGUUCAAGCAGGCCAGACUUUAAAUCUCACAUGCAGGGGGGAAAUGGUUCAUUCAUGGUCUUUGCCUGAAACUCUAAGUAAGGACAGCAAAAGGCUGAAAGUAAUUAAGUAUGCCUGUGGAAGGAAUGGGAAGCAGUCCUGCAGCAGUCUGACCUUGAGCAGAACUCAAGCAAGUGACACUGGAAACUAUAGCUGCAAAUACCCAACAAGUGCAGCGAAAAAGAAGAAGGAAUCUACAGUCUACGUAUUUAUUAAUGAUACAGGCAAUCCAUUUGUAGAGAUGAACAUUGAUAUACCUAAAAUAAUACACAUGACUGUGGGAAGAGAGAUGAUCAUUCCAUGCAGAGUCACAGCACCAAACAUUGCUGUCACUUUAAAAAAGAUUCCUGGAGAAGCCCUAAUUCCUGAUGGCAAGACGAUAAUCUGGGACAGCACGAAAGGCUUCAGAAUACCUAAGGCAACCUACAGAUUCAUAGGGCUCCUGAGCUGUGAGACAACCAUUGCUGGGCACAAGUAUAGCACAAAGUACCUAACUCACCGAGAAACCAACACAAUUUUUGAUGUUCAGUUGAGCACCCCACGCCUUGUCAAGUUGCUGAAGGGAGACAGCCUGGCAAUUAACUGCACUGUCACGGCAGCCUGGAACACCCGUGUGCAGAUGACGUGGACUUACCCCGGACAGACAAAGAAGAGAGGCUCCAUAACACAGCGCAUUGACCGGAAGAAUACAGAAGCCAAUAUUUUUUACAGUAUUCUAGUUGUUGACAGAGUGCGUGAUAUUGAUAAAGGCCAGUAUGCCUGCCACGUGAAGAGCGGGCCCUCAAUCAAAUCAGUUAACACAACAGUCCUCGUUUACGAUAAAAUGUUCAUUAAUUUGAAACGUCGAAGAAAAACUGCGCUGGAGGCUGUAGCAGGAAGAAAGUCCUAUCGUCUGUCAAUGAAAGUGAAGGCAUUUCCCUCCCCAGAGGUUAUAUGGUUAAAAGAUGGGCUACCUGCUGCUGAAAAGUGUGCCCGGUACAUGGUUAAAGACUAUUCAUUAAUAAUCAAAGAUGUUGCUGAGGAAGAUGCUGGAAACUACACUAUAAUAUUGAGCAUACGACAGUGGAACUUGUCUAAGAAUCUUACAGUCACUCUUAAAGUAAAUGUGAAACCCCAGAUAUAUGAAAAUGCUGUAUCAUCAUUCCCUGAUCCCAAUCUGUAUUCACUGGGCAGCAAACAAGUGCUGACAUGCACUGUGUAUGGUGUUCCUCAGCCAAAAAUUACAUGGAUGUGGUACCCCUGCAGACAAAACCAUUCCAAAACAAGGCAUGGUUUUUGCUCUUAUACUGAAGGAUCUUUCAACGUGAAAGCUGGCAGCCACAUAGGAAACAGGAUCCAGAGCAUCACUGAGCGAACAGCUAUUAUAGAAGGCAAAAAUAAGACUGCCAGCACUCUCGUAGUAGCUGAAGCCAAAUCUUCUGGAAUCUACAGCUGCGUGGCAUCCAACAAAGUGGGAAAAGCUGAAAGAAAUGUCAGCUUUAUUGUAACAGAUGUACCGAGUGGAUUCCACAUAAAUUUGGAAAAAAUGCCCAUUGAAGGAGAGAAUUUGGUAUUGUCCUGUUCGGCCAACAAAUUCCUGUACAAAGACAUCGCUUGGAUUUUACCGAGGACAGUCAACAACCAAACAAAAGCAAGAAGGGCCCUCAACAAGGAAUACUCCAUCACCCUCACUCUGACCAUCAAGAAUGUUUCCCUGGCACACUCAGGCACCUAUGUCUGCCGAGCAAGGAACAUAUACACGGGGAAAGAAGUGCUUCAAAAGAAAGACGUUACAAUCAGAGCUCAAGAGGCACCAGCCCUGCUGCGGCAGCUCAUGGAUCAGACGGUGAACACCAGUAACUCUGCCAUGUUGGAGUGCCAGGUUCGUGGCAUCCCUGAGCCCCAGAUAACCUGGCUUAAAAACCAUGAGGAAAUACACCAAGAAUCAGGAAUAAUUUUAGGGCCCGGAAGCCGAAUGUUGUUUAUUGAAAGAGUAAAAGAGGAGGAUGAAGGACUUUACCAGUGCAUAGCCACCAACCUGAAAGGGUCUGUGGAGAGCUCAGCGUAUGUCACAGUACAAGGCACACCAGAGAGGUCGAACCUGGAGCUGAUAACCCUGACCUGUACCUGUGUGGCUGCGACGCUCUUUUGGCUCCUGCUGACCCUCUUCAUACGCAAACUGAAGAGGCCUUACUCUUCCGAGACGAAGACCAACCAUUACCUGUCCAUCAUCAUGGAUCCGGACGAAGUGCCCUUAGAUGAGCAAUGUGAACGCCUGCCUUAUGAUGCCAGCAAGUGGGAGAUUGCACGGGAAAGGCUGAAACUAGGAAAGUCACUUGGACACGGAGCCUUUGGAAAGGUGGUACAAGCAUCUGCUUUUGGAAUUAAGAAAUCACCAACGUGCAGAAUAGUAGCUGUGAAAAUGCUGAAAGAAGGGGCCACAGCAAGUGAGUACAAAGCACUGAUGACUGAGCUGAAAAUCCUGAUCCACAUCGGCCAUCAUCUCAAUAUUGUGAAUUUGUUGGGAGCAUGCACAAAAAAUGGAGGACCUCUGAUGGUGAUUGUUGAAUACUGCAAGUAUGGGAAUUUAUCAAACUAUCUGAAGAGCAAGAGGAAUUUUUUCUGCCCCAGCAAGGACUCCUCUCUGCAAGAGGAGCUGAUGAAAGAAAAAAAGGAUAUGGAGCCAGUGGAAAGCAAAAAACAAAGGCUGGCCAGUGUGACCAGCAGUGAGAGCUUCGCAAGCUCGGGGUUUCAGGAAGAUAAAAGUCUGAGUGAUGUGGAGGAGGACGAGGAGGAUGCUGACGAGCUCUACAAGUUGCCCCUCACUAUGGAGGACUUGAUCUCGUACAGCUUCCAGGUGGCUAGGGGCAUGGAGUUCCUCUCCUCCAGAAAGUGCAUUCAUCGUGACCUGGCAGCCAGAAACAUCCUUUUAUCUGAGAACAAUGUAGUGAAGAUCUGUGACUUUGGCCUCGCAAGAGAUAUUUAUAAGAAUCCUGAUUAUGUGAGAAAAGGAGAUGCUCGACUUCCUCUCAAGUGGAUGGCUCCAGAAUCCAUAUUUGAUAAAAUCUACAACACCAAAAGCGACGUGUGGUCCUAUGGGGUCUUGCUGUGGGAGAUAUUUUCCUUGGGUGCCUCUCCAUACCCUGGAGUCCAAAUAGAUGAGGACUUCUGCAGCAGACUAAAGGAAGGCACAAGGAUGCGGGCCCCAGAGCAAGCCACCGAGGAGAUCUACCAAAUCAUGAUGGACUGCUGGAGGAGCAACCCUAAUGAGAGGCCAAGGUUCUCCGAGCUGGUGAAAAAGCUGGGUGACCUGCUGCAAGCAAACGUGCAACAGGAGGGCAAGGACUACAUACCCCUCGAUACCAUAUUUACAACCAACAGUGGGUUUCCCCCUGCAACUGACCCUUUGUGCAAUGAGAAGUUUCCUGUAGUGAGCCCAAAUUGCAGAAGCACUGAAAAUGUCAGAUAUAUAAACACCUUCAAAAUAAAACCACCCCAGCGUAUAAAGACAUUUGAAGAGCUUCCCAUCAAGGAAAAGGUUGUAUUUAAUGACUACCAAGCAGACAGUGGGAUGGUGCUGCCCUCAGAAGAACUGAAACGCUUCACUUGGACAGGCAGCAAGCAGAAGCGGACACUCUUUGGCGUGAAAGGUGCCAGCAGGAGCAAGGAGUCCGUGCUUUCUGGGAUGACAAAGCCGAGAAGCUUCUGCAGUUUCAGUUGUGACCAACUCAGUGACCCCAAGCAAAGAUACACUUACGGCAAUGCAGUGCUGGAGAAAAUGAAGGCAUGCCACUCUCCCCCUCCUGACUACAACUCAGUGGUCCAUUACUCUCAGCCACCUGUUUAAGUCAUCUGGGCCAGGAUUUAAUAUGCAUUUAAUGCAAACAGGUUUUUCUAAAAACAAUGUCAGUUUAAAAAAUUAUCCUGAAGUUUAAGAAGUUAUCAUUGGCUUAAUCUCAAAUGAUCUGCAUUUCUACAGACUGCAACAAGCAUAUACAAAACAUAGCAUAAUACUAAUGCUUAGGCCUUGACUUUCCCACUGCUGAACUCCAAAAGCUGUCAGUAAAAUUAAUUGCACAAUGCUUUUGAAAACCAUAAUUGUCAUAAUUACCAAAACAGUUCACCAUUCAGUCCCUGGCAGCAGGAUGGUAGGUGAUGCUGCACCAACCCAGACUCUGGCACACAGCACUGGGGUCCUGGUCAGGAGAGGCAGCUGGGACAAGCCCAUAGCGUAAGGCACCUUGGAACUGGUGCUGUAUUGCUUGGGCCUAUGGUGAGGCUACCUGUGUAGCGCUGAAAAAUGAAGGAGGCUCUGAGAAGAGGAAAACAACAGAACAGACCACACUGUACAGUUUUUAGUGAAAAUUCUGCCUUGAAAAACUUUGGUGGAAGGGUAGUCAGGGAUGAGGCACUACCCAGCUGCCUAGAUGCUGCUUUGGAUGGCAAAAGACAUAGGGAGUUCUGUGAGGCAAGAGUUUCGAGCACAUCUUGCAAAACACAACUUGCAAGGAUACAAAAGAACUUGGGUCAGAGUCGGUGCUGCCAUAACAGGGAAUGCAGAUCAAUUCCCUUUGGUCAAGGCUGCUGCAAUCAGGUCAAUGGUCUUGAAGAUUUGCACUUUGUCAAUACGCCAACAUACACACACUGGAAACAAACAAGCUAGAUAUGUUAAAGCCAAGCUCCGUCCAUGAAACUUCGUGGACUUUCUAACACUGCACUGAUUAUAUUCUAUUUAUGGGAAUCUGUCCAAAAGGACAGUAUGGCUAUUAAACUGCAUAUAUUUUAAACAAAGUAUUGAUUAAUAGAGCGUGUGAAGGGAAUACUUAGAAAUAGCAUGGCAAUCUCUUUGGAAAGUUUGGGCAGUUGAACUUCUAGGUUAGUUAACAGUAUGUAUGUACGUACAGGAAUAAAAACGUAUCAUUGAUUUGCAACAGACUUUGUAUAGCAUCUCAGAAAGGACACGAAUGCUCUCUGUUUGAGAUGUGUGGGGGGUGCAUUAUCCCCUUGUCAUCUUUAAAUACAAUAUUAAGGAGGAUUUGGCCAUUUAACAUAACAGUACUGAUGUCUUCUGAAUCAGCUACUGCCCAACCUGUUUUUUGUGGUCCACUAUAAAUAUACAUAUAUUACAAUGCUACAUAUAUGGAUUGACCUCUUAAAACUCAGUUUAGGAACUGUGAAUUUAACCCACUAACAGACAGAGGGAAAUGAGCUUUUGCAUAUUUACAAAGAAAAAUGAUCUUGUAUAUGCAAGUAAAAUAUGUACUGCUACUUAUAAGCUAAAUAUCAAUUCUAGAUCUUCCUUCCCAAGAGAUCACCAGUUUUAAACACACCAUAUUGCACUGUCUCUUGCUGGUAAAGUAUAUUUGAUUUUGAUCAAAACAAAUGGAAUUGGAGAGAACUGUUUCUUAGUUCCAUUUCAGCAAUAGUCAUUAUGGGAUAAUGCAUCUCUGAAAGGAAGUGUUUGCACAAUGUAAAUAUAUAAAUAUGCUUUUUGUGCAUAAAUAUUUAAGAAAACUGGACUACACAGAUUACUUUUAUAUGAACCCCCUAAGUUUCUUUGGAUGUGAAUAACUCCUUUUAUCUUGCAUUUUCUCUUUAUAUAAUGCAUUUGACUACUAAACUCAUACAAUAAAGUUUGCUUUUUGAA